Messenger RNA from Symbiodinium pilosum, 942 nucleotides. The record is from the annotation of a GenBank genome assembly. Lineage: Eukaryota; Dinophyceae; Suessiales; Symbiodiniaceae.
AUGGUGCCCGUGGGAGCGGAGACGGCCGAAGAUGCCACGAAGUCGCAGCCCGAACUGGAGGGGGAGGAGUCGCUGGGGAAGGAAGGCGUUGACCUGGAGAUGUCUCAGAGUGAUGUCUCAGAGGACCUCCAGAAGCCCGAGGAGCCGCCUCCAGUCCGACUCAUGCUGCUGGUCAUGCUCAGCAUGUUCCAGGGCUACGCGUCCAUGGUGGGACCCCUUCAGUCUGCCUACAAGCACCGGCUUGGUAUCAGUACAGAUGGCAGUGGGGCAGCACACGCCUUCACACAAGCUGCCGUCGGAGUUCACUAUGGAAAGCUUAUUGCUCGCCUGGGGCACAACGUGGUCUUCGCGUGCUUGAGCCCGUGGAGCCGGGUGGUCAUUGCCAUGGGCUUCAUGUUUGUAGGGAUCUCCGUUCCAACCGUCUUCGUCUUCACGCUGGGCUGGGACUGGGUGGGGUCCGUGUUCAUCGCCUACAUCCUCGCGGGGAUGGGAUUGGGAAUCUUUGAGGUGACUUUCUUGAGUGUCAUCACGCCCCUGGGCAAGGCCACGAAGGCUUGGGCCAUUGUCGGUGCCCCGGCGGGCUUCGCCACGAUCAACAUCCUCGGGCUCACGGCCAGCUCGUUUGGUCUGCAGAUGGUGUACAUCUAUUGGUACAUCCUGGCAUGCCUUCCCGUGGGCCUUCUCGUCUUCUGCAGCGCUGCUCCCAAGGGCAACGCCGAGCUAAAGACGGCAAACUUCGGUGCUUCCCUGUUGCAGUUUAGACAGUGGCUGCCGGGAAUGAUCCCCUUCUUCUGCGCUCAAUGCCUGAGCCAUUUUGCCAUGGAGAACUGGCCGGCGAUCUUCUACAUGUUCCACCCGCCCCUGGUCCCUCUCUUCAAUCCGAAGAGUGACCAGCAUCUGAUGAAGUGGGGCCAAUUCUUCGCCAUCACCUACGCACCUUAG